UCAUGUCCGAUGUAUCUUCAUUUCAAAAACAGCUAACAGCGAUUAGCCACGUCAUGUAAAGUUAGCGCUGUAGCGCUUUCACUGUCAAGGAACACCGCGCUUCGCGUUUCGCUGGAGUACAGUGGUCGGGUUCGACUAGCACUUUCACCGUAUCGCCUCGCUCGCCAUCGUAUGGGAACAUGUCGGACAUUGGGGACUGGUUCCGAAGCAUCCCCCUCAUCACCCGGACCUGGUUCGCUGCCUCCAUUGCAGUCCCCCUCGUUGGGAAGCUAGGGCUGAUCAACCCAAUGAAUCUCCUCCUGUCCCCGACCUUGUUCUUGAACAGAUUCCACCUCUGGAGGCCUGUGACAGCAGCCCUAUAUUUCCCGGUCUAUCCUAACACUGGGUUCCUCUUCCUGGUCAACAUGUACUUCCUGUACCAUUAUUCAACACGAUUAGAAACAGGGGUGUUUGAUGGCAGACCCGCAGACUACGCCUUCCUGCUACUUUUUAACUGGAUCUGCAUUGUUAUUACUGGGCUGCUUUUAAACAUGGAGCUCCUUAUGAUCCCUCUUAUUAUGUCUGUCCUGUACAUCUGGGCUCAGUUUAACAAGGACACGAUAGUCUCUUUCUGGUUCGGCACGAGGUUCAAGGCACAUUACCUGCCGUGGGUGAUCUUGAUUUUCAACUACCUUAUCGGAGGCUCGUUUGUGAACGAGCUCAUAGGAAACCUGGUGGGUCACCUUUACUUCUUCCUGAUGUUCAAGUACCCCAUGGACCUGGGUGGACGCUCCUUCCUCACAACACCAGAGUUCAUGUAUCGGUUCUUGCCCAACAGAAGAGGAGGAGUCUCUGGGUUCGGAGCCCCUCCCAGCCGGAGACCAGCUGCCCCUGAGCAGGCGGCCGGCGGAGGGCGACGCCACAACUGGGGUCAGGGUUUCCGCCUCGGUGACGAUUGAUGAGUAGACCCUGAUCUUAAACCCCAUCGAUCAGUCGGGUUGAAAAAAAAAAAUGCAGAUUUUUAGUCUCAUUGAAGUAAACAGAACAAAUAUUUUAUUACGGAGCGGUGUUGUGUUUCACCACGGAGAACAGCCGGACUGAAGACGAGAUGUUUUCUGAGUCUUGAUGAAGUUAUAUAUUGUAAUCCCUUCUCUUUAUUCAUUCAGUCAGGAGAUAUGUGGCUUGUUAAUUUGACAUUCUCACCCCACUCCACCUCUGUGAUGCCAUAUCAGAUUACUUUAUAAUCUGCACUACAGAGAGCGCUGCUCUUGAACGCCUCCUCCUUUUGUUAGUAAGAAACCGAUGAGCUCUGGAUUGAAUAUACAUGUGUGUAAAAUAUUUUGAGUUCUGUGUGAUGGAUUAUCUUUUUGACAGCUGAGAUGUAUCUGAUCUUUUUUGUAAAUAUAACAGUUAUUUACAAGA
This is a messenger RNA of Synchiropus splendidus (mandarinfish), 1401 nucleotides long. RefSeq names its product derlin 1 (gene derl1). Gene Ontology annotation, biological process: endoplasmic reticulum unfolded protein response. The record is from RefSeq and is a predicted model, not a curated record. Bases 180 to 938 code for a protein of 252 amino acids. The transcript is spliced from 8 exons. Gene Ontology annotation, molecular function: ubiquitin-specific protease binding; misfolded protein binding. Gene Ontology annotation, cellular component: Hrd1p ubiquitin ligase ERAD-L complex; endoplasmic reticulum membrane. NCBI's taxonomy places the organism in Eukaryota, Metazoa, Chordata, Actinopteri, Syngnathiformes, Callionymidae.